Hirundo rustica (Barn swallow) is the source of this 1526-nucleotide messenger RNA. It is a transcript of the gene STRA8, whose product is annotated as stimulated by retinoic acid 8. Bases 170 to 847 code for a protein of 225 amino acids. Gene Ontology annotation, biological process: meiotic cell cycle; cellular response to retinoic acid. The transcript is spliced from 6 exons. The record is from RefSeq and is a predicted model, not a curated record. Lineage: Eukaryota; Metazoa; Chordata; Aves; Passeriformes; Hirundinidae.
UGAGGGUGAGAGAGAAGCCAGAAGUGCCACUGAUGUGACAGUAACCUUUCUGCUGAAAACAGCAAGCUGCAGUCUGGAGGAUGGGAGCCCAUCCAGCUUGGAGGAAGUCAGAGAGGAAUAUGUCAGGAGGCAAUUUGGCAGUCACAGCUCUACAUCAGCCUCAGAAGAUAUGAGUGAAUGUGACUCUGCCAUCUGGUAUUUGCUUCAAGAAUGUGAAAAACAAACACUGGAAGAAUAUGGGAACCCAGAAUUGAUCCAGUUUUCAGACACUUUAUCCCCAGAUCUAGUGGAAUUUGAACGAUACUUGUAUUUUUAUAAUCACACAGUGGACCUGCUGAUAGAGCAUGGAAUUGUUUGCACUGGAGAGGUGCCUCUUCCUGAGGUCUCAACAGCUAUUUCCCAUCUCUGGCAAGAGCUUUCUGAAGAGAGCAGGGACAGCAUCUUGCAGUACUGUAGCCAGAGAGAUUUCCUCAUGGAUCCCAAGGCUGCUUGCCCAGAGCCUGCUUGCACUGAAGGUAGUGUGAGGGACAGCGGAGGUAACAGUGAGGAAGCCAGUGGUUCCUCAGUCUCCACACCAGAGGAAGUAAUGUUUGAAGAUGCAUUUGAUGUUGCUGCUGGUUUCCUUGACAGAAGCAAGGCUCAGGGAACGUCCAGCCAGAGUUCAGCAUUUGCAAGCUGCAGUUCUGAAAAUCCAGAGGAUCACCAGAGACUCUAUCUGCAGGUCACUGACUUCCUAAAACACCUCUUCUUCACUAAUACGCAGUUUUGCCAGGAAGAAGACCUCCACUAUGAUCAUGAGACUGUGAUGCUGCGGUGCACUGAGACCUUCGAUGAUGAAGAUUUCUAAAUCUAGUGGAGAUAUUAAUGUUUUGCCAAGCACUCCCAGGUGCACUGGGCACGUGAGGAGGCUUCACUUCCUUCAGUGAGCUGCCUCUCUAAGCAGACUGUGGAGACACUGUGUUGAAGUGGUUUGUUACCAUUGACUUCUCCUUCCCUCAUUAGUACUUCUUGAUGUAUCAGUUGAGUAAUUUAUACUUUUUAAAGGUUUUAAAGGUCUUAGCUAUUUAUUGAUAAAUGUUUUUAUCCAUUGCUAUUUAAUGUUUAGCCUUGCUUCACAAAGAAACUGAGGCAUGUACAGUUAAGUGACCUUGCCUAGCAUAAGGUGUGGGAAGAGCAGCAGGGAGGCCAAAUCAGGGGCAGUCUGCAUGCUCCCACAGGAUGCACGUCUCAAACUGCAACCUGCAGAAGUCACCUCCUGGCAUGACUACUUUUCUGGUGCAAUUUUUCACCUUGGGCUGACAAGGAAAGAAGGAUUUCCUCACCGAGAGUGGGAUGAGGCUCUUCUAUCUCUUUAUGAGGAGAGCACCCACUCCCCAGUCACCGAGAAAAGUGCCGACAUAGUAAUACCCUUUGGAUUAUUUACUUUUGUGAAGUGUGUAAAGCCAAGUGAUCAGCCCUGUGCUCUUCCUCCACAUCUAAUUCUUGGAUGAAUAGCGCUGCUCAGAUAGUGUCUUGGAAUUAAAAGU